Kwoniella shivajii is the source of this 732-nucleotide messenger RNA. RefSeq lists its product as uncharacterized. Gene Ontology annotation, biological process: chaperone-mediated protein complex assembly; protein folding. Gene Ontology annotation, cellular component: cytosol; nucleus. The record is from RefSeq and is a predicted model, not a curated record. Bases 1 to 732 code for a protein of 243 amino acids. The transcript has 8 exons. Gene Ontology annotation, molecular function: Hsp90 protein binding; protein-folding chaperone binding. Lineage: Eukaryota; Fungi; Basidiomycota; Tremellomycetes; Tremellales; Cryptococcaceae.
AUGGCUCCUAUUCACCCCGAGAUCGCUUACGCAGAGCGAUGUAAUGCCAAUGAACCUGAGAAGAACAUCAUCUACUUCACUAUCAACACUCCUAACAUCCAAGGUGAACCUAAAAUAGAUAUCAAACCUACUGAAAUCUCUUUCGCUGCCAAAGCUGGAGACGCUUCAAAAGGUGUCCCAGAGAAAGAUUACGCCUUCGACUUACAACUGUACGAUGAGAUCAUCCCAGAGGAAACCAAAAAAGUCAUCACUUCCAGAGCCGUCGUUUUAGUUCUCAGAAAGAAAGAACCUAGAUCCGAAUACUGGCUCAGAUUGACAAAGGAGAAACCCAACAGAAACUGGAUCAAAACUGAUUUCUCCAAGUGGGUAGAUGAGGACGAACAAGAAGGUGCUGAAGAUCUUAGUGCCGGUAUGGAAGACCAAAUGGCUGGUAUGGGCGGUGCCGGUGGUAUGCCCGGCAUGGGUGGAAUGGGUGGUAUGGGUGGUAUGCCAGGAAUGGAAGGUAUGGGUGGAAUGGGCGGUAUGGGCGGUAUGGACUUCUCCAAGAUGAUGGAGCAAAUGGGUGGAAUGGGCGGUAUGGGAGGUAUGGGAGCUGGAGGAAUGCCCGAUUUCGGUGCAGGCGAUGACGAAGAUGAUGAAGGUGAUGAAGAAGUACCAGAUGAAGAAGAAAUCGAGGAAAUCGGUACUGAUAAAGGAAAAGGCAAAGAAGCCAGCCUUGACGACGUUGAGUAG